CAUUAUUUACUCCCCCCCGCCCCCAUCACCACCCAUCAGACGAUGUUGGCCGAGCAGUCCCAGAAAUGGUUCCCGACCCACGUCCAGGUGACGGUCCUGCAGGCCCGCCGGCUGUGCCCGAAAGGCAAGGGCGGCAGCAACGACGCCUACACCAUCAUCCAGCUGGGCAGGGAGAAGUACUCCACGUCGGUGGCGGAGAAGAGCCUCUCGCCGACGUGGAAGGAGGAGAUGUCGUUCGAGUUGCCGGGCCUGCUGCUGCAGGGCACCCCCGAGAGGUACACCCUGGGUCUGGUGGUCCUGCACCGCUCCUUGGUGGGGCUGGACAAGUUCCUGGGCCAGGUGGCCAUCUGCCUCAAUGAGCUGUUUGAGAACAAGUCCAGGAGGCAGAAAGAAUGGUUCAAGCUGGAGUCUAAACCAGGCAAGAAGUCAAAAGAAAGAGGUGAACUCCAAGUAAGCAUCCAGUUCAUGCGAAACAACAUGACUGCAAGUAUGUUUGAUCUUUCCAUGAAGGAUAAAACGCGAUCCCCUUUUGCCAAAUUCAAGGACAAAAUGAAAGGAAGAAAAAAUGACAGCACUAUUUCUGACCAUUCUUCUGCAAUCGUUCCAAGUACAGCUUCAAAUUCGGAUCAGGAUGCUUUAGAAGUAGAUAAGCAGCAGAAAUCCAAGCCAAAAAAAACCUUCCUGUUAGGACCUCAGAGACUGUCAUCUGCCCAGUCUAUGUCAGAUUUAACUGGUCCCCGGCAAUCGUUGGAGAAGAUGAAAUCCAAUACUGUAGGACACGUAGUCUGCAAAUCCCACUCAGACUCUGCUAAUUCCAAUGAAGAAAUGGGGUUAGUGUACAUGUCGCAAAAAGCAGCGACAUUGCCAAGAAGCAAAAAUCCCUUUGAAAACAGCAGCGACUCGUGGAAGACGAGGGGAGAUGCAAGUUCCGAAACCCCCAAUGAUGGUCAAUCAGAAACCAAAAAGGAGGCCAAGAAAGACAAAGAAAAGGAGAAAAUGAGCCUGUUUGCCCGAGUGACUGGAAAGAAAGAUGCCAAAAAGUCUGAGAAAGUCAUCGCGAGAUCAGACGGUUUCGGUGAUCCCCUGAAUCCUUUCACCAAAGAUCUUCAAGCCAGUUUCGAAUUUGAUUCAAGAAAUCCAUUCUCUGCAAACUACAAUGCAGUCGCUAACUCCAGCUCACUAAAAUCCCCAAUGACUGACGACUUGAAGAUAGUGGAAACGUCCUCUCAUGACAAGUUAAACUAUCAGAAGAUUAAUCAACAUUUAAGCAAAGGCUUUAAACAACAUCACUUUGAAUACCACGGAGACAAAAGCAGAGUAAAUGAUCCCAACCUAUUUGCCACUGGGUACAGGAAUCUCUCGAACAAUGAGUUGAUCUGUGAACUUCUGAAGCAUAAAGAACUUAUUAAGAGAAAGGAUGGCCAAAUCCGGGAACUUGAGGACUACAUUGAUAACCUGCUCGUACGAGUCAUGGAAGAAACUCCCAGCAUUCUCAGAGUACCGUACGAACCCUCUCGGAGAGCUGGGAAACUUCCAAAGAAAAAUUGACCUCGUUAGUAUUUUAUAAUUACCCAAACUUAUUUGAGGUGUAUAACAGAAUUGUGAACCUAAUUCGAUGCGAAACCUCGUGCAGCAACCGAGUGAAUCGGUGAUCAAUUUUAUGGAACCCAGAGCUGCCUCCUUACAUUUCAAGCCAAGUGCAACUCACGUGUCUUUGUCAUGUUCUCUCGUUCACUUUUGGUUUAAAUCAAAAAUUCUGAUCUUUUUUUCUACUUCACUUAAUUAUUCACUGAUUUUAAAAUGGGCCGAUGUUCGUCUUGCACGGGGAUCGAAAGGCGUUGCAUGCUAGCUUCACUGACAGAUGUAUAUCGCCCUCCUGGGUUCCCUCAUCUGUUCACGUCGCACAUGCGAAGUCUAUAGACAAUAUAUCUUCUGUUAUACUUCGCAGACUGGAAUAUCGUGAUGAAGCAAACCAUGGCAGGAGAAUAUGGCUUCAAUGUAUUAACACGCCACCUUUAAAUUAUUCCGAAGCUCUUGGGCACACUUCAGGUGAUAUGUGGCUUGGUUUGAGAGGAUGUGCACACUAAAAUUAGUCAUUGUUUAUAUUGCAGGAACUGUUAUCCAUCGCUAUUUUACUUGAAUGUAUAAGUAUACUGACAAAGUAUGUCGGUUUACAGUAAUCAUGCCAAAAACUAAUCACUUUAUUCUUGCCUCGGGCUUGAUCAUCUGUUAUACUUUAGUCUUCUGGCAGUUCCAUGCUCUUUUUAUUCGGAGCUCAUUUUAAACCUGUACUUCCAUUAAAUGUUUACUGCACUUGACACUGCAAUAUUAUUAGAAAAAUACAGUUCUUCCAAUCUGCUUUUGAAUUGGAAUAUGCCACGUGCUUAGGGAGAACUGUAAAGCCGAACUACUGGAGUGGAAAACAAUCUUAGCAUUUCGCUCAAGUUGAACAUGAGGUGCUUUAUCUUUAUAUAAUGGCGUCUAAGCUCACGAAUCUGUGUGUGAUGUUACUGCCCUUGACGUCUUAAACCAAGAACACCAAACAAAUUUUCUUUGCCACUUAAAUAAUGUUCACAAAUCCUUUCUUUUGGAGGAUGGGAAAAAAAGCUUUUUUUUGUAAUAGGCUUUGUGUAUCAGACAUAAAAAAAGGAUGCGUUUUUAUGCCAAAAUACAAACAUUUCUGCCCAUUUAAGUUGAACUCCAAAUAUAAUGCUUAAUCUUGGGGUGGCCUCUUAAGUAAGGCUUGGUAUAAUGAUAGUAUUAUUCAAUGGGUCCUGUUCUAACAUUUUUUUAUAUGCCUCAUUGAUGUACUUAGGAGUUGAAAAUUGUUGCACAGAUUAUUUAAAGAUGCAUUUUAUAAUCUGCACAAGGAAUCUUACAACAAUAGCAGGUGAAGUGCACAGAUAUAUAAUGUCACUGUCAAACAGCCUGUGAGCAUUCUAAAAUGCAACAAGUGUGAGACGUCAGAGGACAAUAGGUACUCAUUUAUGUGUCAAAACCAUUCACUGAAAACUUCCCUUGGACAUGUUUGUUUUAGCACAGUAGUACCGAUGGACAUAUUUUUUUUAAAUGGUGAAAGCUGCUUUUGUCGUUCAAAUUAUAUUUAUCUGGUUGCAAUAAAACAAUGCCAGCAUCAACAGAGAAAAGCUUAUUCUUUCUGCAGCACUUCAAGUUUUUCACAGCUUUGAAAAUAAUACUCCUUUUUUUUAAACUCACUGUCUUAACUUCCUUGUUUUCACAUCAUUGGAAUUCUCUGGAUGACUAUUGAGAAUGAUAUGAAGUUUGCAACACAGGUUUAAUACUAUAUGAUGUGCUUUUUUUAUAUGGCUGCUCUUUUCUACAGCUUAAAAGUCCUGGCAGUGCAGAUAUACCAUUAUAUCAAUAUAAGACAUUGGUUAUAUCUUGAGUUUUUGAAACAGAUGACGCUCUUGACAUGAAGUUAAAGAGCUGAGGUUAAAAAAAAAUUAGCACAGCAAUGAGUUGUGAAAAUGGUCCAGAAAUUCAUCUGCCUCGGUUUAUCAAAUGCACUUUUAUUUAAUUAAUGCUUUAGUUCAGCUCCAUCAGCCUUGGCUUUCAGGCGGUGCAAAAGGUUAAAUUGCUGGAAGAAUUCUGCAGGAAGAAUUCCCACAGUUGUACUGCAGGUGUUGAGGGGUGUAACCAUGCAAUAAAGUUAUUUUUCAUUCUGCAGGGAAACUAAUGCAUAGCGUAAUAAAUGACAGGUGGGAGUGUUGUACUCCUGUAACACAAUCGAAGAGGCCCUUGUGAUAGCUCCAUGAAAUGCUCACACUUUAGGAUAUCAUCCAGAACCUAUUACAGGUUCCCAUACUCUCAGAAUAUUGCAUUAUCUUCUUGUGCUGUUUUUGCUUUACUUGAUCUUUUCCUUUUUUUUUACCAUUUGAGUUCCCAGCUUCUGCUUCUAUUUUAUCUUCUGAUUGUGGGUUAAUUUUACCAGGCAGCGGUCUUAUUUACCGCUAUCAUUCCUGAAUAUCUCCAUUAGCAUUACUUUUCAGCAGAAGCAGAAUGAUGGACAUAUCGUGCCAUAAAUCAAACCUCUGCACAAUUUCAUGUGAUGGGAGAAGGAGAGGUGUUACCAGGGCAUUCUGUACAUUGCAACUCUGUACUGUAAUUAUUGCUCAUGUCACUGCAAUGUCCUCAGAACAUCCGAAAACCGCGAUCAGAUACUUUAGUAGACUUGAAAGUAGUUUGGUUCUAAACAACGUAGAAUGUGCUUAGAUGACAAUUACUGUUUGUGAUAUAAGCCACAGUUCCACUGGAUCGGAUAGUUUUUCAUCUUGAGAGUUACUUCCAUCACCAGCCGAUCCAAAUGUUACCAAUAGGUUAAGAGUUCUCCAUUCAUGAAUGAAUUCCGCCUCAAUGUUUUCCCCCCUUGUGUGUAAUGCACUGACCCUCGUGGAUUGUAGACUUAAAGAGUAGUGUAGAAUAUGACACCUUAACCAUCAGUAUAUGCUUUUCAAUUUAAAAACUAUAGUAUUGAAGAGGAGACAGGCAACAGAAAAAUAAAAGGUUAAAAAGGAGCAAUGAGCAGCUUUCAUUUUCAUUUUGAAAUCCUUCAAUAUGAAUCUCCUGUGCUUCUUUGUAAAACUAAUACUGUAGAAGCCAUUGUCUAGGUGGCUAGAUUAGGUGUUUAGUAUUGAGUCAUGUAAUGUUGUUCAUGUAUAUUUAUCCAAUUGUGUGAACUGUAGAAGGUUAGGUGUUCUGGUAUAGGCUCUGAUGGCACAAAGAAGACAUUAUUAAUUGCCUUGGGUUCUGCAUAAGAUCAGUACUAAAGGUAAUAACACUAGUGGGCCCGAAUGAACAAUGUUUUUCCUUGUGUUUUACUGUUAGAAAAACAGCUGAUGAGUCCCGGUUUUAUAAAGCUGCUUUGUUUUACUAACACAUGUGACACAACUGACCCAAUCCCUCAAAAUUGUAUCAGUUUUACUUUUGAAGCCACAUAUGAGUGUCGUCCAUGUUAUUCACAACCAGUGGGUAUUUGAUGGUGCAUUAGUGGCACAAAACUUCAAGAGAGAUUAAUGAAGGAGCGGCAAUUAUUUUAAACCACUGAAGACUUACCGUGGACUGACUGAGAGUACACCACGACUAUCCUUUUUAUUUGUAUCCCUUGUCAUUUUAAUUACUGCUUCGAACAAUCGCAACUUUAGUGAAAAUGUAAACUGCUGAGGGUGAAGUGUUUACUUUGUCGUUUUGAGAUUGGCCACUGAUCCAGGAAUGAAGCUUAGCUUAGCUUAGGUAUAUGUCCAAUAAAACCUUCUUAUGCCUUAGCUCAACUUUUAUGUGCGUAGACUCAAAGGUACCUCAUUUAUUAUUGUGCUCUAAAACGUAAAACAUUUAUUGCCAUAUUUAUUCUAUUUUACUUUUUGUUUGAUGUGGCUGCAAUCAUUUUCAAGGGUGCUUUUAUAUACAUACCCGUAUGCUGUUCAUUUGGCAACUAUUUGCCGUGCAUUCAUUUUACUCAAUGCAUUAUUAAAAUAUAGUAAGAUGAGAUGAGAACUAGUACAAUUGAAAGCAACCAAACCCUUUCUUAUACUGGUUUUUUUCACCCCAUAUUAACCACGAGAUAAGCACUUAAUCUACUGUCUGGGGGUGUAUGAAGUUUUGUUGGGCCAGCCUGUUGUAAAGUAUUUAUUAAAGCUCAUUGAACAAGUAUGGUAGUUGAUCUUUCUGCAGGAACUUUAACAUCCAUUUGACAAAGAUUCUGAAAUGCUUGCACUUUAAACUGAUGUAAGUAAGGCAAAUAUUCUACAAGAAUUACUUGUCUGGUGGUUUUCAAAUAUACCAUGUCUUGAUCUGCAGUUUCCUACCUUUUUACAAUGACUUGUAUAGGAUUUCAUGUUAUACACUUUGUAAAUCAAUUUUUAAGAAACCAUGAUCAGGUUGCUUGCUGUUCACAAUGUACCUCUGUGUUUAUUUCAAAAUGAACCCAUUAAUCACUGACUUUGUUAUAGGAAUCAGGUGUGUACAGUCAGCUGCAGUACCACCACUUGUUCUCUUUUAAAUGGGCUGGAUCAUAUUUGUCUGAUGUUGUAAAUAAGUUAAGAAAAUACCUUUAAGGUGGAUGGAUGCAUGUAAGCUUUAGCUUGAUCUGUGCUCUUGUGAAGAAAGUGACUCGAUAAACAGCUUCUCAAUACUGCUGUGUAAUCUUUGCAUGCAGAAAUUGCAAAAAGGUGAACGGAAAGCACAGGUGGUGCUGAAUUGUUGGUGGUUCGAGUAGAGUGAAUCAAAUUGACUGUUGAUUUAACACGCUGUACUUAAGUUGCCACACACUCAAACUUUUAUUACAUGUGUUACGAUUCUAAAUACAUCCUGCGUUUUAGCUAUGCUUUAAGCUGUUGCUAAAAAGGCAUAAUACAGUGCAUGUUUCAGAUAUUUAAUAAACUAUAUUCAACGGAA
This is a messenger RNA of Callorhinchus milii (elephant shark), 6411 nucleotides long. RefSeq names its product rab11 family-interacting protein 2. The record is from RefSeq and is a predicted model, not a curated record. Lineage: Eukaryota; Metazoa; Chordata; Chondrichthyes; Chimaeriformes; Callorhinchidae. Gene Ontology annotation, biological process: regulated exocytosis. Gene Ontology annotation, molecular function: small GTPase binding. Gene Ontology annotation, cellular component: intracellular membrane-bounded organelle. The transcript has 5 exons. The coding region runs from base 43 to 1548 and encodes 501 amino acids.